Molecule: messenger RNA, 297 nt
Organism: Opisthorchis viverrini
Lineage: Eukaryota; Metazoa; Platyhelminthes; Trematoda; Opisthorchiida; Opisthorchiidae
Exons: 1
Coding region: 1-297 (98 amino acids)
Source: RefSeq, a predicted model, not a curated record
AUGCCGCUCAGGGAACUGUUGGGUCUUGUCUUAAACGUUGUGUCUUUGAAAGAACAACUUCCAACAUUAGAGCAAACGAAGAUAAAAAAGGAAGCACUCGAGAGGCACCUGAAGCUGGAAACACUGGGUAUGACAGUGAGGCAGUCAAACACUGAAAUCAAGCUUGAGCCGAGCAGUGAGCCAAUCAAUGAAUCAGAGAACGGAGAGGUUAGAUCCAAAUCAACUCUUGCAGAUACCCAGAACCAGACAGGGCGCAAGCCAGAUUUCACAGUGGAGCUCGAGAUGGCUCGGUGGUGA